Messenger RNA from Colletotrichum spaethianum, 1512 nucleotides. RefSeq names its product FAD-dependent urate hydroxylase. Lineage: Eukaryota; Fungi; Ascomycota; Sordariomycetes; Glomerellales; Glomerellaceae. Bases 1 to 1512 code for a protein of 503 amino acids. The transcript has a single exon. Gene Ontology annotation, molecular function: FAD binding; monooxygenase activity. The record is from RefSeq and is a predicted model, not a curated record.
AUGACACCUCCGGCACCGAGAAUAGUGGGCAUAUGCGGCGCCGCCAUCGCCGGCCCGACAUUGGCACUACACCUCCUGACCCAUCCGGUUCUCCGCACUCUCUUCCGUCCGAUCCUCUUCGACCAGACGCCAGCCCCGGUCCCAGUCCAGGUCACUAGCGAUGGAAGCUCCUCUCCAUCCUCACCCUCAACCAACCAUCACCAGCGCGCUGGCGCCUCGGUUGCCCUCCUCCCAAACGGCCUACACCCCCUCCUGAGUCUCGGCCUCGGUGACGCUAUCCGUAAGCACGGCUAUGAAUGUGACGACCUGACCCUCUGGUCCGGUCCCUCGUCUCUGGACUGCGACGUGGACGCCCCCCUCACGCAUCUCAAGACAAUGGUCAAUGGAUUCUGGUCUCACGACAUGCAAAUGGGCGCCAUGUACUUUGAGCGUGCGGGGCUGCAAUCCCUCCUUGUCAACCGUGUACGUGAGCUCGGAGGCGAGUUGAGGUGGUCCAAAAAAGCCGUCCGUUUCGAGCAUAUUGCUCCUACCAGCAAAAGCAUGGAAGAAGAAGAUGGCCAUAGCAACAGUCAAACCCGUGUGAGCUUCGCCGAUGGCACACACCUUGAUGUCGACCUUCUCGUUGGUGCAGACGGCGGGUACUCCCCAGUUCGCCGCCAUAUCCUCAACCUCCGUGACCCGGAGACAGCGGAACAGCGCUGGCUUCCGGAUCAUAUGGGCAUGACGGGCAUCUACGGUAUAUCCUCUGCCGACAAGAUGCCCGCCUCACACGUCCCUGAGCGCCAGUUCUCCGAAUCCCAUUCUGUGUGGUUGCCGCAGGGGUUCCUAGCCACGGGACCAUGUCCCGGGAGGAUGUUGCGCUGGGACUUGAUUCUCCCGGAACAAACGCCGCCAGAAUCUCGGACAGACCCGGCAGAAGACUCCAGAGCUGUUGCGAACGAUACAGAUUUCUCAACUGUAGAUGGAGAGGGGACCGAGGAAUCGUGGCACGCCGCCAUUGUGCCUAGCCAGUACCCCAAAUCCGCCACCAUCGCCAUACUCCGCGCCCACCUGCGCCUCCGCCACCCCUUCGCCGGCGACUUCAAGACAAUUCUAAAGUCAGCAGACCGUAUAAUCCACACGCCACUGCGCCAACGGGUCUGGAAAGAAAACGAAAUCCAUUGGAGCACCCCCAGCGGCGGCGGCAACAUCGUCCUCCUUGGCGACGCCGCGCGGCUGAUGCUCCCCACCAGCGGUCAGGGAACGGGGUUCGCGAUCGAGGAUGCCACUGUUCUUGCGAGCAUGCUUUUGAAGCACUGUGGCCCCUCUAGUCAGAGAAACGAGAAAGCGUCAGCUGCAGGCAGCGAUUUCCGGGCGGCUGCCGAGGGGUACGCUAGGCUUCGGGUGCCCAGGUCGGGGAAGAUGGCUACCGUGGCGUCGUGGGUCGGGUCCGUUGGCCUAGGUUCGGCGUGGUAUUAUAGGGCUUUACGGCAUUAUGCCGCAAAGAUGUCGCCUGGGGCCGACUUGAAGUAG